GCAAGUCAAUAAGCCGAUAUAGGAGGCUGGGCGGACUCUGGGCCACAGAACUACUCAGAUCAAUAUCGACUCCGGUUCAAGUUGGGGAUUUAUUUCUUAAAAAAAAAAAUAUGCAACCUGUUACUCCUGCUCUAACGUCAAAAUAUUUUGGUUAGUGCGCAUGCGCGGAUGACAGUUGACAUCUGUCAAAAGAGCUGCAAAGUUGUGAAGAAGUUGAUACAGGAGAUAUUCUCAACCAUGGCUACAUCGGCGGAAGACAAGAGCUCUAACUUUCUGCGUCAGUUCAGAGAUUUAAAAACUCGUGAAUUUAAACUGUUAUCCGCCCAGCAGUUUAUGGAAGUUUGGAACCAUUACGACACUGAUGGUAAUGGAUUUAUUGAAGGAAGCGAGUUGGACAGUUUCCUUACUCAGCUUGUGACUAGCAUUAACUCACAAGACAUAGGACCAGAGGUGGUGUCCCCAACCGCUCUAAUGGAUGCUAAAACAUUACUUAUGAACGCCUUUGACGAAAACAGCGACGGCAAAAUUGAUAUCGCAGAACUUGCCCAGAUUUUGCCCACAGAAGAAACCUUUCUUCUUCUGUUCCGUAGAGACAAUCCAUUAGAAUCCAGUGUAGAGUUUAUGAAGGUUUGGAGAGAGUUCGACAAAGACAGAAGUGGGUACAUCGAGGCCGAUGAGCUGAAGAACUUUUUGUUACAUUUGCUGAAGCAGUCCAAAAGAGAUAAUGAUGUAUCGGAAGAACAACUCAUUACAUACACAGACACCGUGCUACAACUUUUUGACAGAAAUAAAGAUGGGAAAUUACAACUGAGUGAAAUGGCAAAGCUUCUUCCAGUGAAAGAGAAUUUCUUGUGUCGCCCAGUAUUCAAGAGACAGUUCAGAAAGAACAGUUCUGUGUCUGGUAGUGCAAGCAAGCUGACAAAAGAUGACAUUGAUAAAGUAUUCCGUCUGUACGAUAGAGAUAAUAGUCAUUUUAUUGAAAACGAAGAACUAAACGGAUUUCUGAAGGAUCUAAUGGACCUCGUGGAAGAAGACUAUGACGAAGCAGACCUGAUCCAGUGCAGAGAAGCAUUGUUAAGGGACUGUGACCAAAACCAUGACGGCAAAAUCGACUACAACGAACUCCGCAUGCUGCUGAUGUCCUAUAACCAGGUCUCAAUCGAUAACCCAGGUUUCGAGCAGGAAGACUCUUCCUAGGUUACAUAGGCUGAUUUGUAUCCUAUAGGACUGUAGUUAUUUAUAUAUCCCUCAUAACGUAUUGGAGGUUUGGGUCUCUUAAAAUUCCGCUGAUAUAUUGUUAUUGAUUUUGUAUUUUGACAUCUUUGGUGUUUUAACGUGUAUUUCUAUUGUAUUUUAACUGUAUGUAUACAUGUAGGACCAAAACUGCAUUAAAGAUUUUCAAAUAUUUAACUUAUUGUAAGCAAACGCUUUCAAUGUGAUGUUAUUAAUCAAAAUAUUGAUCGUAAGGCUUGUUACUAUGUCAUCAUUUGAAAUACUCUGUACAUGGAACUGCUGCAUGGUCACUGCAUCAUAGUUUGUUACAAAUUCUAGCCCGCCAAGCUGUGUAACAAAAGAGACCGUCAUCAAAAGUAGUGUUUAAACAGAGAACAUUUUAACACUGAUCAAAGAUGUCAAUAAUAGUAAAGAAUUUACCUAGUGUUAUUUUGGGUUUAUUGCACUAGUAAUUUAACUCGUAUGUAUGCUAGUACCUUUUGCAUGUUUAUAAGUAUAGACUAAUGUAUCGAUUAGAAUUGAAGAUGUAUAUAUUUCAUUUUGUUGUUUGGAAGUUGUACGCACAAAAUGUGUUAAGAAUAAUGUAAUCUCAUUAAACAGACCGUUUGAAGUAAUGAAUUAUGUGCAUUAAUACCAAGUAAGUAGCUUUGAUUGUUACGAGAUAUUUCUUUGUUAAUGACUAUAUGCCAAUGUAUGAUGGUGUUGUCAAUAAUAAAACGAUAUGAUAAUUAAAGCUUAGCCAAAAUGAUUAGAUAAUUAUAUAGUUGUGUUUGAAAACAAUAUAACCCGAUUUUAAUUAUAGCUUAAACAUCUACAUGUACUUUUUAAUUCCAUGAAAAGUAUUGAUUUACUUUACAGUAUUUCAUUUCUAUUUCAGUUUCCUUAGUUGUUGUAGUACUAUCAUGUAGUACUAUACACGUAUUUUAUUUCUUGGUACUUGCCAACACUCCCACAACGAUAUUGAAAAGUAAUCGUUUCACCUUUUUAAUUUUUUUUAUUGUGUAAAUAUCAAAAUACGACUUGAUAUUAAGUUUAGAUAAAAUAGAAUAGUAAACUGUCUUAUUUUCUAUUUUUAAAAAUACGAAAUACUCAUUUGUUCAUGUCAUUUAUAAAACUAAUAGCAAAGUCGCAUUGAUGUUACAAUGUAACUCGGGUUGCUUUUAAUUGUCGUUUCUUUAAUAUUUUCUUGAUAUUUUUGGUAAAGCUAUUGUGUAUUAUUGUAGUUUUCUGAAUUUGUCAUAGUUCAACUAAAACAAAUUUUUUGUAGAUAGCAAAUUUGUUAUCUACGAUGUGAUGGCAAAUAUUGUUUUGCAUAUCGUUUAUUUUGUAGUUUUUUGUGGUAAUUUUUUGAAAGAUUAAUAAACAUGCUCUCUUACAUGUA
Magallana angulata is the source of this 2614-nucleotide messenger RNA. RefSeq names its product calbindin-32-like. The record is from RefSeq and is a predicted model, not a curated record. Lineage: Eukaryota; Metazoa; Mollusca; Bivalvia; Ostreida; Ostreidae. Gene Ontology annotation, molecular function: calcium ion binding. Bases 169 to 1197 code for a protein of 342 amino acids. Gene Ontology annotation, biological process: regulation of long-term synaptic potentiation; regulation of presynaptic cytosolic calcium ion concentration. Gene Ontology annotation, cellular component: synapse; nucleus; dendrite. The transcript has 12 exons.